This is a messenger RNA of Pomacea canaliculata, 934 nucleotides long. RefSeq lists its product as uncharacterized. The record is from RefSeq and is a predicted model, not a curated record. Lineage: Eukaryota; Metazoa; Mollusca; Gastropoda; Architaenioglossa; Ampullariidae. Gene Ontology annotation, cellular component: mitochondrial large ribosomal subunit; ribosome. Gene Ontology annotation, biological process: translation. The coding region runs from base 33 to 554 and encodes 173 amino acids. The transcript has 2 exons. Gene Ontology annotation, molecular function: structural constituent of ribosome.
UUCACAUUUCACAGACAGCAAUCCACCUAUACAUGUCCGUGAUUCACGUUUGUGACGACGGUACUCGUGCUCGCCGAGACUGCAUGUUUCCGGUUGAGGUUUUCAGCGAACUCACUACAAUGACAGCACCGUUUCUGAAGCAGUGGAUGUCAGCCUUAUGCCGGCACCCGCAGAGUUUUUCUAAUCCAUCAUCCAAAUCUGCGAGUAGCAUAGCUACACAGAUUAUAAGUAACAGAGCAGUUUCAGCCAAAACUUCUGCAUCUCCAACUGCUAGUUUUUCUGUCGUGAGCUCCAGUAGUUUAAUGGCCAAAGAAAGCAACCUUUUAUCCGCAAGCACACCUCUGAUGCUGCUAGUGCGUGGAAGGGCACGUAUACACUACCAACCCAGUGCCUGGAAGCGAGUGAACAAACAUGGACUCGAGAAGAGACUCCUUACCCAAAGUGGCAUUGAAGUGCUAUGGCGGCGAUAUUUAAAAGAUCGUCAUGUUCUUACACCCUUUGAGAGAAUCUUGUCUGGAACUUACAAUGGUCAGAUUUUACCAGACAUCACCUAAAGUACAAUCAACAUUUGGUGAAUAAAGAUUUGCUAAAAGGAUAUACUUUCACUGCAAAAAGAGUAAACACAAGAAAGUUGCGACGAUAAAUAUGUAAAAGGUGGAGUCUUUCGGGAAAUUGUAACAUAACACAUGGUAUGGCAUAGCAGCCAGCUAUGUAUCAAAGUUUCUGCCCAUAACAGUAACUGUGGAUUUUUGUAACAAAUUUGUUUUCCAUACUCUGCAAAUAUUCAAACCAUAAAUUCAUAGCAUUAGCAGUGACCUUGUUUUCUGUAUGUUUGGAAUUGUCUUAUCCUUAUCAUAAUUCUGUAAGUUGUCAAAAAGUGUAAGAAAUUUAGAGGUUCAUUUUGUUUCUCCUUGAGUAAAAUAGACAUUUUGAA